Molecule: messenger RNA, 1859 nt
Organism: Dermatophagoides pteronyssinus (European house dust mite)
Lineage: Eukaryota; Metazoa; Arthropoda; Arachnida; Sarcoptiformes; Pyroglyphidae
Source: RefSeq, a predicted model, not a curated record
AAACAACAAUGCCUCAUAAUGGCAACAUUGUUCGUUGCCAUUUUGCUUGAUCAACAGACAGCCAACAGCAGCCCAAUAACAAUAACAAAAAUAUUGGCUGGUAAAAAAAAAUUCAAAACAUAUUCGUUGGGCAUAUCAUUUCUACCGACAUUGGUGAAAGUUAAACCAAAUAAACUGCAUUUAACCAUUCGCCAGAAUCAAUAUGUUCGUCCCAAAAAAUUCAAAAUGGAUGGAUCAUUACCGUUGAAAGUUCCUACAAUCGUAACACCUAAACGUAACCCGUAUGCAGGGCCGCCAAAAGAUGUUGUUAUCAAUGCUGAUAUUGCAUUGGGACCGGAUGGUUAUCGUCAAAAAUCUAAUUAUGGUUAUGCGUCAUCCGCAGCAUCAGAAUCGCAACCGAUUAUCGAAUCAUCGCCACAAUCACCGUAUCCAUCCCGACCUCCAUUAGAAAUACCAUUGCCGAUGCCGAUGGAAAAUCCUCAACCCAACCUUGUACAAUUUGAUGAUCAAGAAAUGGUUGGUCAACCACGUUUACCGCCACCAAUCGAUCCAAAUGAGCAAAAAUUAUUACUUCAGCAUGCUAACAUGCAACAAGUGUCAGCCGGAUCAUUUGAUCCAUCAGAAUUAAUGUUAGCACCUCCACCACAACAACAACCACCCCCACCUUCUCCAUUGCCACCAUUGCCAGCCAAAUUUCCAAUGGAAAUACCACAUUUACCUCUUCCAAAUGAAUACAAAUUUCAAGGAAUGUCCAAACAACCCAACGAUGAUCAACCAAUGGAAAUUCGACGGAGUUCAUCAUCAUCAUCACCAUCAAAUCUACCUGAACCAUAUCAUCAUCAUCUUAUUGAUCAACAUUCUUCAAUAUUACCACCACCACCAAUGCUAUUUCCGCCUCCACCGCCACCACCGCUGAUGAUGGCUCCAAUACAUCGGCCACCUAUGCUUCAACGACGUAUACCAUGGGGACCACCACGUCCUGAUCAACGUAUGUUCCACGAUUCUUCAUCGAAACAAAGAGAUUCACCAAUUUCCCGACAGAUGGCAAUCGAAUUAACCGAUAUAACAUCCGCCGAUAAUGAUCAAUCAGGAUUUUCCAAUCAACAGCAACUAAAUCAAGAAGAACAUCGACCAAUGAAAAUCAAUAUCGGUGAACAUUAUGAUCCCAACAUGAUUUAUGUGGAUGAUCAAACAAUACCAUCACAAUCGCAAAUCGAUGAAGUAACAAACGAUCCUGUCCCAUUGAAUGAUGAUGAUGUCGAUGAUAUGAUGGAUCGAAAUCCAUUAGCAUCCAGUUCGCAUCCACAACAACAUGACGGUUUCAUGUCCGGCGAUGAUCAAGCAAUGGCUGAAUCUUCCAUACAGUACGUUAAAAAGUAUGGCAAUAAAAGAUAUAAAAAGAAAAAAUAUGGUGACGAUGGUCCCGAUGAUUUUCGCAUUGAAUUCAAUCUGAGUGGACCACACGGUGCACCAUUAGUACCAUAUGGUUAUGGUGAUGAUCAAGAUCAAUUGAAUAAACAAUUGAACCAAAUUCAACAAUACAUUCCGGUUGGACCACAUGCUAAAUCCAUUUAUAAUUAUUAUCUCAGACAUACCUUUACCGAACCAAUUCGGCCAUGGCCAUACUCCUAUGCACGAGUAAAAAAAUUACGAAAAUUGAUACCGCCAAGACAACGUAAACCAAUGCCACCAUUGCAUCUUAUGUAAUUAGUCGUAAUUAAUUGAUUUUACUUGCUUCUCAAAUUCAUCAUCCUGUCUAUUUGUGAUCAUUUUAUUCAUUUUUCUCAAUUAUAGCCAAUUUUAUCUGUAGAAAUUCUCAUUAAAAAUUCGAAUUUUUUAAAUAAAAAACCAAAAUCGAA